ACAUACAGAGCCCAAAGGCCGAAACUAAGACGCCAUUUUUCACUUUCUCAGCUUCUUACUAUAAAAUGAUGUCCUGACCUAAAACCCUAAUCGUCUCCUUUCAUAGAACGCCGAUCCAGAUAUACGCCGAGGAUAUGGCACCAAAACAGCCUAACACAGGCCUCUUUGUUGGAUUGAACAAAGGUCAUGUUGUCACCAAGAAGGAGUUAGCUCCUCGCCCAUCUGAUAGAAAAGGCAAAACAAGCAAAAGGUCGCAUUUUGUGAGGAAUUUAAUCCGUGAGGUAGCUGGAUUUGCACCAUAUGAGAAGAGGAUUACUGAGUUGUUGAAAGUUGGAAAGGACAAACGUGCCCUUAAGGUCGCCAAGAGAAAGUUGGGUACCCACAAGAGAGCAAAGAAGAAGAGAGAGGAGAUGUCAAGUGUUCUUCGCAAGAUGAGGUCUGGUGGAGGUGCAGAGAAGAAGAAGUGAGGACUUUUUCAGGAUUUAGUUUUCUUUGCAUAAUUUUGUUAAACUUUUAGUAGUUAAGUAAAACAUCUGUCUUCUCUAUUAUGUGAUUUGGAUUUUGUGUACUUUUUUUAAAAAGAUCGUUCUUUAUGAUAUGAUUUUGCUGGA
Lactuca sativa (garden lettuce) is the source of this 611-nucleotide messenger RNA. RefSeq names its product large ribosomal subunit protein eL36y. Lineage: Eukaryota; Viridiplantae; Streptophyta; Magnoliopsida; Asterales; Asteraceae. Gene Ontology annotation, biological process: translation. The record is from RefSeq and is a predicted model, not a curated record. Gene Ontology annotation, cellular component: ribosome. Gene Ontology annotation, molecular function: structural constituent of ribosome.